AUGGCGUAUACGGAUGAUGCCGUCAAGGCGAAACUCUCUGCCCUCAACGAGACUCAGGAGGGUAUCGUCACCGUCGCGCAAUGGGUCAUGUUCCACAGGCGUCAUGCGGAUCGCACUGCACAGCUUUGGCUCCAAAAGCUGCGGGAAUCACCAGCGGGGAAGCGACUCAACCUGAUAUACCUGGCAAAUGAGGUCGCUCAGCAGUCCAAAGUGCGACGGAAAGAGGAUUUCCUAAUUGCAUUCUCUCCUAUAAUCGCCGAAGCUACGGCAAUUGCGUAUAAAGGAGCUUCGAAUGAUAUUCAGCAAAAGCUGCGGCGUGUUGUGGAGGUUUGGCGACAACGAAAUAUCUUUGAACUGCCCAUUCAGGAAGCUGUGGAAGCUCGCGUCGAUGAACUCGACAAGUCUCGGUCCUCGGGCAAGAAACCAUUGCUUGGUGGUUCCCUCUUUUCGAGCUCGUCCGGUUCAAUCCCUCCAGAACUGCAGCCUCUUGCACCUUUACAGGUUGCUCUUUCGAAGGCCACGAUGUCUUCUGGUGCGUCGGUCACAGCGGCAAACACCGAGUAUGACAAGAUGCACGACCCCAAUACGCCGCUACCCACCCCCCCAGUACAUGCCGCGCGCCUGAGCCAGCUUCUGAAAUCUCUCGCCAAUGCUGAAAGCUCGGUUUCGGAAAUCAUUAAGUCGCGGCAGUCGUUGAUUAACGGGCUCGAGAAGCUCCUCGAUACCAACCGUUCGGCGCUUGCGAAGGAGCAAUCUGUUAUGGCACAACUCUCUGAGAGGAAGGCAGAGACGGAAACUAAGAAGCGUGAGGUCGAGGAUGGAAUCAUGCGAGGUCUGUCGGCCGAUAGUUCCCCAGUUGCGCAGAAUGGAGAUGCUUCUGUAGGGGAAAGUGAACCUCCUCGCCCGGAAAUCGAGGCACUCACACCUCCACCUGUCGAGGCUCUGACUCCCGUGGGCUCUCCGAAACCUGAGGCUCAUGAUCAGUUCGAGAAUCAGCCCUUCAUGAGUCUAGGAAAUGAGUCCCAGGGGUCCGACGAUGGAUCCUCGACGCUGCCACCAAGCUUUGUCCCUUCUAACCCGCAGUCCGGCAGUCCCUCUAACGGUGUCAGCUCAAAGAAGCGGAAGGUGACCCAUGGAGAAGAUGACUAUGCCGCAUUCGCCGGUGGAGACUUGGACGCAGACGUUGCCGAGCUCCUGCGGCAAGAGAGCAAUCCUUGA
Messenger RNA from Paecilomyces variotii, 1218 nucleotides. Its product is annotated as RNA polymerase II-binding domain-containing protein. The transcript has 5 exons. Gene Ontology annotation, molecular function: RNA polymerase II C-terminal domain binding. Gene Ontology annotation, cellular component: RNA polymerase II, holoenzyme. The record is from RefSeq and is a predicted model, not a curated record. The coding region runs from base 1 to 1218 and encodes 405 amino acids. NCBI's taxonomy places the organism in Eukaryota, Fungi, Ascomycota, Eurotiomycetes, Eurotiales, Thermoascaceae. Gene Ontology annotation, biological process: mRNA 3'-end processing.